Molecule: messenger RNA, 2420 nt
Organism: Xiphophorus maculatus (southern platyfish)
Lineage: Eukaryota; Metazoa; Chordata; Actinopteri; Cyprinodontiformes; Poeciliidae
Gene: yme1l1b
Product: ATP-dependent zinc metalloprotease YME1L1-like
Exons: 18
Coding region: 167-2341 (724 amino acids)
Biological process (GO): protein quality control for misfolded or incompletely synthesized proteins; mitochondrion organization
Cellular component (GO): mitochondrial inner membrane
Molecular function (GO): ATP-dependent peptidase activity; ATP hydrolysis activity; ATP binding
Source: RefSeq, a predicted model, not a curated record
CCCCACCCCAACCGGUGUCAGUGCUGCUCCGCCGAAGUUCGCAGUUGAACUUGCUAUGCCUGCUGCGGAGAAACAGAGGGGAACAUACCGACGCCUUUAACUCUCGGGGACAGUGAUAUACAGUGACUCAGACUGCUGGAGCUGCUGCAGCGCAUAUUAGCGGAGGAUGUUUUCCUUAUCAAUGUCUGUCCAGCCACAGGUGACUCUACCUCUCAGUCACCUCAUCAACAUCCUUCACCCCCUGAAGAGCUCAGUGGGAAGCAGCAGCAGUGCCACCUGCACGUCGAGAAAGCAAAAGGAGCAUGCCCCGGAUGCAGAUCUGCACCGUACAGAGUACACGCUGUCCGCCGGGAACCUCCGGGAGCUCGGUUUGUCCGACCUUGGAAAGCAGCAGCUGGACGAGCUGGUGAGCCAGGUGUUGCCACGCUUGAGCCUGCAGGAGGCGCCCCCUCCGGCCUGGGGACAGUUGGCAUGGAGGACCUCGCACCUCUCCUCUCACUCCUUUUUCCACAACAAGCACGGCUUUUCGUUGGGCGCCUUGCCCCUGACGCCUCCUGUUUACUUAAACAAGCGCCCGUCUCCCCUUCAGACGGUCUGCACAGAGCUGAAACACUGGCCAGCCAUGUUUCAGAGCAGAGGCUUCAAAACUCUAAGGACCAAAACCAGGCGAGUGCAGUCGGCCUUCGAACGGCCUGCCGACUCCGAGACUUUCGCACCGUCUUUUAUCAAGGGUUUCCUGACGCGCGGUAAGGGGCUGGACGCCGAUAGCCUGGACGGUCUGGUGAGGAACAAGAACAUACCUGAUGGACAGCAGGAGGCGUUCAAGAGGGGCUUCGCUGAGGGUUUCCUCAAAGCUCAGGCGCUGACGCAGCGCACCCAAGACUCUCUGAGGAGAACUCGUCUGUUCCUGCUGGUCCUGCUUCUGGUCGGGCUCUACGGCAUCUCCAAGACUCCGUUCAUAUCUGUGCGCUUCCGAACAACAACAGGCCUGGACUCAGCCGUGGACCCGGUGCAGAUGAAAAACGUGACGUUCGAGCACGUGAAGGGCGUCGAGGAAGCCAAAAACGAGCUGCAGGAGGUGGUGGAGUUCCUGAAGAACCCGCAGAAGUUCACGGCCCUCGGAGGAAAGCUGCCAAAGGGCGUUCUGCUCGUUGGUCCUCCAGGGACAGGAAAGACUCUGCUGGCCCGAGCCGUGGCCGGAGAGGCCGACGUGCCGUUUUACUACGCCUCUGGUUCAGAGUUUGACGAAAUGUUUGUUGGCGUUGGAGCGAGUCGCAUCAGGAACCUUUUCAGAGAGGCUAAAGCUAACGCUCCGUGUGUGAUCUUCAUCGACGAACUGGACAGCGUGGGAGGGAAAAGGAUCGAGUCUCCUAUGCACCCUUACUCCAGACAGACCAUCAACCAGCUGCUUGCCGAGAUGGACGGGUUUAAACCUAAUGAGGGGGUGAUCAUUAUUGGAGCAACUAACUUCCCAGAGGCUCUGGAUAACGCGCUGAUCCGCCCGGGGCGUUUCGACAUGCAGGUGACCGUACCCAAACCAGACGUCAAGGGACGGAAGGAGAUUCUCAACUGGUACCUGAAGAAGAUCAAAGUAGAUCCAGCCAUUGAAGCCAAUGUUAUCGCCCGGGGAACAGUCGGAUUCUCUGGCGCCGAUCUGGAAAAUCUGGUGAACCAGGCCGCCUUGAAGGCAGCAGUCGAUGGCAAAGACAUGGUCACCAUGAAGGAGCUGGAGUUCGCUAAAGACAAAAUCCUCAUGGGCCCUGAGAGAAGGAGUGCAGAAAUAGACCAGAAGAACAAGCUCAUCACGGCGUACCACGAGUCUGGUCACGCCAUCGUAGCGUACUACACCAAAGACGCCAUGCCGAUUAACAAGGCCACCAUCAUGCCCAGAGGCCCGAGUCUGGGACACGUGUCCAUGCUUCCGGAGAACGACAGGUGGAGCGAGACUCGCUCUCAGCUUCUGGCACAGAUGGACGUCAGUAUGGGCGGCCGUGUGGCAGAGGAGAUUAUUUUUGGCCACGAAAACAUCACAACAGGCGCAUCGAACGACUUCGAUAGCGCUACCAGGAUUGCUAAGAUGAUGGUGACCAGAUACGGGAUGUGCGAGAAGUUAGGCGUGAUGACCUACUCCGACCUGACAGCCCAAAGUCCGGAGACACAAGCUGCUGUGGAGCAAGAAGUCAGGAUUCUGCUGAAGGACUCCUAUGAGCGUGCCAAAUCCCUGCUGAAGUCUCACGCCAAGGAGCACAAGAACCUGGCCGACGCUCUGCUCAUGUACGAGACGCUGGACGCCAAAGAGAUUCAGCUGGUGCUGGAGGGCAAAACGCUGGAGACCAGAUAAAACCAGCAGGAACACAGCCGGGGAAUGAACGGGGGCGGGAGGGAUGGGUCAAUUUUAAAGAGAAUUAAAUCAGAGGCAU